Molecule: messenger RNA, 2655 nt
Organism: Nannospalax galili (Upper Galilee mountains blind mole rat)
Lineage: Eukaryota; Metazoa; Chordata; Mammalia; Rodentia; Spalacidae
Gene: Hao2
Product: hydroxyacid oxidase 2
Exons: 9
Coding region: 148-1209 (353 amino acids)
Molecular function (GO): FMN binding; oxidoreductase activity
Source: RefSeq, a predicted model, not a curated record
GGGAGCCCGGCUUGUGUGGCUGCCUCUAGAUGCUGCUACGAUUCCUAAUUACUGGAAAAGCUUAAAAUCAGUUGCAGGGCUCAGAUCACGGAUGGCAAUAAGUAGAAGCAACGCACAUUCUUUUCUUGGCGAAAGUGGCAGUGAGAAAUGUCCUUGGUGUGUUUGGCAGACUUCCAGGCUCAUGCACGAGAGCUGCUGUCUAGGUCAUCUUGGGAUUUUAUUGAAGGAGAAGCUGAUGAGGGCAUUACAAACAAGGACAACGUUGCAGCAUUUAAAAAAAUCCGCCUCCGUCCCCGGUGCCUGAGAGAUGUGUCAAAGGUGGACACCAGGACCACAAUCCAAGGGAUGGAGAUCAGCGCUCCCAUUUGCAUCUCCCCUACAGCUUUCCACUGCAUCGCUUGGCCUGAUGGAGAAAUGAGCACAGCCAGAGCCGCUCAAAAAGCCGACAUCUGCUAUGUCACCAGCACUUAUGCCAGCUGUACUCUUGAGGACAUUGUUGCUGCUGCCCCCAGAGGCUUCCGGUGGUUUCAGCUCUAUGUGCAAUCAGAUUGGGAGCUAAAUAAACAGUUGGUCCAGAGGGUAGAAGCUCUGGGUUUCAAAGCUUUGGUGAUCACCGCAGAUGCACCUGUAGUUGGCAAAAGGAGGAGAGACAUUAAAAACCAACUGAAUUUGAAGGCAAAUUUAAUGCUAAAGGACCUUCGCUCACCUGAAGAGAGAAAUUCUGCACGGUAUGUCCAGACAUCUUCCAUCAACCCGUCAUUCUCCUGGAAUGACCUCUCCUUGGUUCAGAGCAUAACUAGAUUGCCUAUCAUCCUUAAAGGAAUUUUGACUAAAGAAGAUGCAGAGUUAGCAAUGAAGCAUAACGUCCAAGGCAUCUUUGUUUCCAACCAUGGUGGGAGGCAGCUUGACGAAGUUCCUGCUUCAAUCGAUGCGCUGGCAGAAGUGGUGGCCGCUGUCAGAGGGAAAAUUGAAGUGUACCUGGAUGGCGGGGUUCGAACUGGCAACGAUGUGUUGAAGGCGUUGGCCCUUGGGGCUAAGUGCGUUUUUCUUGGGAGACCAAUCCUUUGGGGCCUUGCCUGCGAGGGUGAACACGGUGUGGAGAAAAUUUUGGACAUUUUAAAAACUGAGUUCCACACGACUAUGACCCUUGCAGGCUGCCGAUCGGUCAGUGAGAUCAGUCAGGACCUGAUUCAGUUCUCUAGAUUGUAAGGAACUGCUGAGAUUACCCACAGGAGUCAGCCAAACUCUCAGCAUGAUAUGCAAUGCCAUCCUGCCUGGAGCCCACCCUAUCCAGUGUUUGAGCCCUGCACCCUCAAAAGGAGAGCCAGCUGGAGAGAAGAAAGCUAAAAGGUCUACAGUACAUUUGAAUGAAGGAAUAAUAUCUAAUGUUUUACAGGAUAACUAUAGUUGAUUAAGUUAAUUGAAUAUAUCAGAAUAGUCAUGGUCCAACAGAAAGGAAUUAUUUAUGUCUGAUGUGAUACACCAGUUACCCUCAUCUGAUUGUUAUGUACAUUGUUCAUAUAUUGAUGUCACACUAUACCAUAAAUAUGUGCAGUUACUAUGUAUCAAUUAAAAUUAAAAUGUAUUUUCAAAAAGAAAUGUGGGACAAUGGUUAUCCUGAUGUAGCCUUGUGUCUGCCGUUUCAGGGAUCUUGGAAUGUUUUUAAACGUUAAUCUACAUGGUCAAGGCCAGACACAUAAAAAGAACAGCAGAGCAAAUGAAUGUCCUAAUUACUCAAGUUUAUGACAUAGGAUGUUAUAGGAAUCUUACAGUCUGUUGCCUAACGUCUUUUUUGCACAGUCCAAACCUCUGAGAAAAGUACCAGAAGGAGAAUUUUGAAACUCAUAUUCAAGGACUCUAGAGAUAAAAUGAAUUAUUCCAGUCUUUGACAAGGGAGUUGUCUUUAUUUUGGUCAUAUUCAUUUUACCAUGUAGACACAGGCCUUCUCAAUAAAGCAUACAGUGUUAGAGUACUACAAAGAUUAAAGUCUGAGACACAUUCUGCUACUCAGAAGAUCCCAAGAACAUGGCCUCAGACAGUGGCAGACUCAUGCAGAAGAGAACUAUACCACCUGCCCACUUCCUAGGGGAUGCAACCAGACAGAGUUUGCUCUUCUCUGGCCUAUCCUCCAGGCUACAUACCCCUUUCACCCUUCAGGAAUCAGUAUCAUAGUAUACAAAGUAGAGUUUCGUGCACUUUCUAAAACUAUCUCUCGGGCUGUGCUUCUGUAUGAUAGAACUAUGGUCAGGCAUCAUUCAUUUCAGUGUCCCUCCAUUUAUGAGUCUAUAACUUUAGUCUCACUAUUCUCCUCAUCUUAGAAACAGGGUGAGAACAUCUCAGUCCUCACUGACCUCCAUGAUGAAUGAUCUUAUGGUUAGUUUUACAGAUAAAGCUUGAAACCAGGGAAAACAUUAGUAGGAUAACAUUUAUCCUCCAACAACCACAAAGCUCAUCAAUUAACCUUUUUCAUACUCUCCUGCUGAUUAAUGGUUGUGUGAUGAAUUGUCCUCCAACUUUCCCUGUAAUAUAUGUACUUACUCUAGUAACUUCAAACAGGCAUGAUGGCCAGGUCAUCUCUUCAACCUUGAACUCAGCAGCUUAGAAUUUGGUUAAGUUAUUCUCAAAAUCAAAUAAAUCGAAUAAAUCAUAACAGUG